Molecule: messenger RNA, 5183 nt
Organism: Lemur catta (Ring-tailed lemur)
Lineage: Eukaryota; Metazoa; Chordata; Mammalia; Primates; Lemuridae
Gene: GCNT1
Product: glucosaminyl (N-acetyl) transferase 1
Exons: 4
Coding region: 510-1796 (428 amino acids)
Cellular component (GO): membrane
Molecular function (GO): beta-1,3-galactosyl-O-glycosyl-glycoprotein beta-1,6-N-acetylglucosaminyltransferase activity
Source: RefSeq, a predicted model, not a curated record
GCGGCCCGGGUCGGCGGGCUCGGCGCCGGCGGGAGAGCAGCGGCCCGCGCUGAGUGGCCCCCUCCCGCGCCUCCCGGCCAGACUCCAGAGCUUUCUCUAGAUGCAGAGUGAAAACACAGGCACCCUUGCCGGUUACACUUCUCCUUUUCCCGUCUUCCAGAGUGGAUGGGAUCGCCCGCAGAUGCUGGCGGGGCAGUUAGGUCGCCCAGGGGAGGUUUUUUAAAACACCUCAUGGAACAUAACACCAUUGCUGGAUGCCUGGCACAUACAAGGCACCUGACAGCAUGAGAGGUACCCUGAAUGGGCACAGGAUGUCACCUGGAAUCCGAGCACUAAAUGAUCCAGACUUUCCUUAAUUCUAAAUGUGCUGUUCUUCAUUCCAAGAUGCCUUUGCACUUCUGAUAAUUGCAAACUGACAACCGUCAAGGUCAAGGCGGAGGGAAAAUCGUUGGUCCUGGAAGCCUAGAAGACUUCCCUUAACAAAGCAAAGUCUCUGAUUAUUGUUUGAAAUGCUGAAAAAGUUGCUGUGGAGAAGACUUUUUCCUCAUUCCACUAAAUUCUGGUUUAUGGUUCUUGUUUUUUCCCUAGUCACCUUCUCUGUUGUAAGGAUUCAUCAAAAGCCCGAAUUUGUAAGCAUCAGGCAUUUGCAGCUGGUCGGAGAGAAUCCUAAUAGUAACAUUAAUUGCACCAAAGUUUUACGGGGUGAUGUAGAUGAAAUCCAAAAGGUAAAGCUUGAGAUACUCACAGUAAAGUUCAGAAAGCGCACUCGGUGGACACCUCACGACUACAUAAACAUGACCAAGGACUGUACUUCUUUCAUCAAGAGGCGCAAAUAUAUCAUGGAACCCCUUAGUAAAGAAGAAGCAGAGUUUCCAAUAGCAUAUUCUGUAGUGGUUCAUCACAAAAUUGAAAUGCUGGACAGGCUGCUGAGGGCCAUCUAUAUGCCUCAGAAUUUCUAUUGCAUUCACGUGGACAGAAAAUCAGAAGAGUCCUUCUUAGCUGCAGUGACAGGCAUUGCGUCCUGUUUCAGUAACGUCUUUGUGGCCAGUCAGUUGGAGAGUGUGGUUUAUGCAUCGUGGAGUCGGGUUCAGGCCGACCUCAACUGCAUGAGGGACCUCUACAGAAUGAGUGCGCGCUGGAAGUACUUAAUAAAUCUUUGCGGCAUGGAUUUUCCUAUUAAAACCAACCUAGAAAUUGUCAGGAAGCUCAAGUCCUUCAUGGGUGAAAACAACCUUGAAACUGAGAAGAUGCCCUCCCAUAAAGAAGAAAGGUGGAAAAAGCGGUAUGCGGUUGUUAACGGAAAGCUGAUCAACACGGGGACUGUCAAAGUGCGUCCUCCACUGGAAACACCUCUUUUUUCAGGCAGCGCCUAUUUUGUGGUCAGCAGGGAGUAUGUGGGGUAUGUGCUAGAGGAUGAAAAAAUCCAAAAGUUUAUGGAGUGGGCGCAGGACACGUACAGCCCAGAUGAGUAUCUCUGGGCCACUAUCCAACGGAUCCCUGAGGUCCCGGGCUCACUCUCCUUGAGCCAUAAGUACGACUUGUCUGACAUGCAGGCGGUUGCCAGGUUUGUCAAGUGGCAGUACUAUGAGGGUGACGUUUCUAAGGGUGCUCCCUACCCACCCUGCAAUGGCAUCCACGUGCGCUCGGUGUGCAUUUUUGGAGCCGGAGACUUGAACUGGAUGCUGCGCACGCACCACUUGUUUGCCAAUAAGUUUGACAUGGACGUCGACCACUUUGCCAUCCAGUGUCUGGAUGAACAUCUGAGGCAUAAAGCUUUGGAGACAUUAAAACACUGACCGCUGUGGGCAAUUUUAGGAUUAAUAAGAGAGAGGCUCAAAAUGUACCCUAUCUGGUUCCUCUUACUUGUCAAUAGGCAUCAGAAAAAUUAUACGGGAUCCUCUUAGGGGUAGGGGCUCUAAGUCUUUGCAUCAGAAAAUCCGCCUGGUUUCUGCAGACACAAUUGGUUAGAAAGGUUAUAGCAUUAAGUGUUGCCCUGCGGUUAAUGUGAAGGAGAGAUAGUAGCUGUGAGGCCAGGGCAGGGAACAAAGCAUUCUGGAGAGGGAUUCUGGAGAGGGAGGCUGGAGAGGGAAAGAAAGAGGCCAAUGCAAAAAAUCAGCCUGUUAAAGGAGCUCAGGGACUUAACAAAAUGAGAAGAUUUGACCUGUGCCAAAAUUAUUUUGGGAAUUUUAAAUAUGCCCGUUUUCCUGGUACGAAUAAAUUUAUAGCAACAAACAGUGAUAAAGAUACAGUUUAUCUUGUAUGUUAUGUGAGCUAUUGAAAUAGAAAUUGGAUUUUACUUUAAAUGAUCUUUGUAAAUUAUUUUCUGCUGUACCAUUGUGCUGUGUAGUGUGUCUCUAUGUCAUCUCAGGGAGCUUACAAUGGGUUUGAUUUAACAUUAAUAUUUUUGUGUUAUUUUUGCUUGUAACUGCACAUGUGUUUUUCAAAAGCCAAAAAAAUGACAAUUUCUAGUUUAGUUACUUUUUAUGAAUCAUCUUAUGUUAUUAAAAAGUUAAGGUAUCUUUUUAAAUAGAGAAUUAAAUUGCUCACAGGGAUAGCUUUUUAAAUUCUAGUUUCUACAAAUGGUAACAUUCAAUUUUUUCAAAGAUUUGUCUUUAUACUUUUCCCCAGUCUCCCCAGACCCUUCUAUUAAGCUGUGCAAUAAUUUACUUUCACAGGACCCUAUAUUACUGUCUCAUUCUCUGAUGUGACCUGGUUGCCAGUAAUUAGUACAGAGAACUAAGAAAGGGUGAAGUACAUUUGGGGGGUGGUUGAUAGGGGGAAGGAAUCUAUUUUGAUAAUUUCUGAGGCCCAUGAUGAGUUUGAAAAACCAGCAGUUGGCACUAUCCCCAGAAAUAAGUGCUGUUGCUCUCUGGACCCACUUGUGUCCAACCUUCCAGGUCAUUACAUCCUAAUGUCACCUGUGCCUUCAUUUGAAAGGCCCUGGCCCCUGUCCUUGGGUCUUCAUGUUAUCUGCUCAUUGGUUGUAAGUUUCCUCUUUUCUCAUAACCUUCUGUGAGAAGCAAAGAAGUGUGCUGUUGUCCCCCAUGGUGUAUUAGAAGGCCUGGGAAGGGGGCUUUGGGUUUGGGACAGAUUGCUUCAGUAUUGGUAUUAUUCACAGCAUAUGGUUUUUGCUAGAUGAUUUGGGGUUGCUAUAGUGCUAUCUCAAAGUAAAUGAAAAUUUGAAAAGAAAAAAAAAUUCUUGUCAUUUUGCUAAGUUGAUACUGUUCAACCAAAGAUCUAACAGGAACUGUGAAGCUUUGUUAUUUAGCAUUAGACUUUAAACAAGAACCCAAAGCAUAUGCUUUAUUUUUAAAACAUAGCAACUUAAAUGCCACGAGAAAUUCAGAAUAUCAGAUGGUUUUAAGGCAUUCAACUGAAGAAGCAUUUUUAUUCCUCAAAGUUAGAAAACAUUUUCAUUUUACUGAGAGGUGUGUUUUUAAACCUUUACCAUCAUUUGUAAAUGUGGGAGUCAGUGGAUUGCCAUGUUUUCGCAUGAUCAGCGUGGCAAUCAGUGUUGGACCAAGAGGUACAUGUUUGCUUUGAAAACUCAAGGGAUGAUGUUGAUGAGGGUGGUACAUGGAAUGUGUUCUCUCUCUAUUGGCUUCUAAACCAGUUUUUUCCUUUAAUGUGUAUCAGACAUUUCUCCCAUGCUCCUUUUAACAGAAUGGUUUUUACCUACAAGAUAAGGGCACAUUUUUUUUUUUCUCUAAAACGAGUGAUACUCAGUGACGCAUACGUUAUGUGUAUGUCUUACAGAAAUUUUUCCACUUUUUAUUUUGAAAAUUUGCAAAUCUGUAGGAAAGUUAAAACAAUAGUAGAGUGAUCACCAUAUAACCCUCACUCGGAUUACCAGUUGUUAACAUAGUGCCCUAUGUGCCUUAAGUUGUAUGUGUUUUUGAAUUUAGCAAAAUUGGAAAUUAAAAAUUUUUUAAAUUACAAAUAUACAAAGUUAUUCAUCCCAACACAUUUAUUAUGGUCUGACUGCAUCUGAUUUCUAUUUAAGCUGUGAGGUUUUGAGGGAUUUUUUUUUUUCUUUUUUUACCAUGGGUAUAAAAAUAGGAUUUUGGAGUCCAUUUCCCCAAGCCCCACAUUAAAACUGUGAACCCACCAUCUUCUGUGUAGCUGUGAUGUCUCAUCUUUCCAGAAUGGCACUUGUUGAAAUGUGUUGAAACACUACCUGGUACUUAAUACCUGUCACAGGGAUUAUGUAGGAUUCAUUCAUUGGGACUUAAAGUAUCUUAUUCCUAAACUUUUUAGCAUAACUUAAAGCAAAUGAAAUUUAGACUACUGUAAUAAGAAAUUUGAAGAAUCAAAAAGAUCAGAGAGGAAGCCAGUGAUGCCUCCCAAGUUGUUUUGGGAGAAAUAUAGAAAGUAUUUAAAUUACUUCAUGUUAUUAAACACUAAUUUCUUUGUACUGUCAUUUAAGGUCUUCUAUAGGGAAUCUUUAGAAAUCUCAUUCACAAAUGAGAAGUUCUUAAACAUACAUAAAUUGAAAUUUUGAUGGAAGGAUUCUAGUUAAUGACUACUACAUCUAGAUUUACAUAUUUCUUAUUAAGGACGAGAGUGUGACAAUGAUGGUUCCUUAUUUUACAGGCAAUUACCUAGGCUCUUCCCAGAUCACAGUAAAUGGCUGCUCAGCCUUGAAAAUGUGGAAUAUUAUCAUUUCUAAACAUGGAUUUGUCUCAUUCAUCGAGGACAAUUCACCUCAGUAGAUUUCCUCUCUUAGUUUGGGUGGAAAGAAGCUGUUUUAGUUUCUGUAGAGUCAGUUAAACUGGACUUUUGUGAUUAUUUACAAAAAUAAAAAUCAUUUCUCAUGUGAAAUACAGAUGCUCCUCAACUCACGAUGACUUAUGAUGCAAUUAUGUCCCCAAAAUGGAUUUAACACACCUAAUGCACCAAACGUCAUAUCUUAGCAUAGCCUGUAACAUGCUCAGAAUGCUUCCAUUAGCCUACAUUUGGGGCAAAUCACCUAACACAAAGCCUAUUUUGUAAUAAGGUGUUGAAUAUCUCAUGUAAUUUAUUGAAACUGACCUGAAAGUGAAAUGGUUGUAUGGGUACUUGAAGUACGGUUCCUACUAAAUGCAUAUUGCUUUCACAUCAUCUUACAGUCAAAAAAUGUUGUCGAACCAUCAUAAGUCAGGGACUGUCCAUAUAAAAUAAAUGCAAUGCUAUUUCAUGGUAAA